AUGAAGCUCUUCACUGCAGCGUUUCUGCUGCUUCUGCGGACGACAGAAUGUUCUGAGGUGGUGAGAGCAGGAGCAGAGGUGACUUUAGUCUGUGGUGAGGUCCAGCUGCCGCAGACUCAGUGCAACAAGACCACUUGGGUCAAGGCUGAAAAAACUGCAGUGGAGCUCUUCAAACUGGGACGGCCCAACCCCGAAGUGUCCUCAGAUCUGUCCAGUCGUCUGAGUCUCACUGAGGACUGUGGGCUGAAGAUCCAGGAUGUUCAGACUGAAGAUGGAGCAGACUAUCACUGUCAACAGUACGAGUCUAAAGAUGGACCUUUGACCUCUUCUGUUCCUGUGCCUCUGACUGUGGUCUCAUUGACUGAGGAAGAGGUGCAGCAGGGUUCCAAGCUCCAGUGUGAGGUCUUUGGGUCUGUGAUUGACGUCAGAGUGAGAUGGUUGUAUACAGGAGGAGUCGUGGAAGCAGGAAACCCAGAAGGACAUCUGUUCAAAUGUGAAGUGAUAAAAGGAGGAAAGAGUCACAACUUCAGCUUCACCAAAGAGGCUCCAGGUGACUCCAAGACAGAGGAGCGAGAGGAUGAAGAAGACCGGUCUGAGGAUCCGGGCUCCGUCUGGUUGUGGCCCCUGGUGUCUGUGGUGUCUCUGCUGCUUCUGGUUGUGGUCGUGCUGCUGGUUGUCUGCAGAGCAAAGACUCGAGCCCCGGCCCAAGAGGUCAGAGAAGACCUGCACCAAGAGAGGUCAGAGGUCACAAAGGUCCCACUCAGUUACACCCAGAGGUCAGAGGUCACAGAGGUCCCACUCAGGUACACCCAGAGGUCAGAGGUCACAGAGGUCCCACUCAGUUACACCCAGAGGUCAGAGGUCACAGAAGUCCCACUCAGUUACAUCCACAGGUCAGAGGUCACAGAGGUCCCACUCAGUUACAUCCAGAGGUCAGAGGUCACAAAGGUCCCACUCAGUUACUCCCAGAGGUCAGAGGUCACAGAGAUCCCACUCAGGUACACCCAGAGGUCAGAGGUCACAGAGGUCCCACUCAGUUACACCCAGAGGUUAGAGGUCACAGAGGUCCCACUCAGUUACACCCAGAGGUCAGAGGUCACAGAGGUCCCACUCAGUUACACCCAGAGGUCAGAGGUCACAAAGGUCCCACUCAGUUACACCCAGAGGUCAGAGGUCACAGAGGUCCCACUCAGUUACACCCAGAGGUCAGAGGUCACAGAAGUCCCACUCAGUUACAUCCACAGGUCAGAGGUCACAGAGGUCCCACUCAGUUACAUCCAGAGGUCAGAGGUCACAGAGGUCCCACUCAGUUACAUCCACAGGUCAGAGGUCACAGAGGUCCCACUCAGUUACAUCCACAGGUCAGAGGUCACAGAAGUCCCACUCCGUUACAUCCACAGACUGAACCUGAGGAUGGUGUGUCCUACGCUGAAGUCCACUACAGGAACCAGAGACCACAGCUCAGACACAAGCUCUGACUGCAGACGCUACUCCCUCACCUGCCCCAGGCCAGGACCGUGCCCUAUUGGGGCUGUGGAGGAGGCUGUGGAGGAGGCUGUGGAGGAGGCUGUGGAGGAGGCUGUGGAGGAGGCUGUGGACGAGGCUGUGGAGGAGGCUGUGGAGGAGGCUGUGGAGGAGGCUGUGGACGAGGCUGUGGAGGAGGCUGUGGAGGAGGCUGUGGACGAGGCUGUGGAGGAGGCUGUGGAGGAGGCUGUGGAGGAGGCCGCACUCGUCGAAGCCUCUUCUGGGGAAAAUAAAUAA
Messenger RNA from Knipowitschia caucasica, 1761 nucleotides. The record is from the annotation of a GenBank genome assembly. NCBI's taxonomy places the organism in Eukaryota, Metazoa, Chordata, Actinopteri, Gobiiformes, Gobiidae.